AAAACAUUUGCCAGAGUUGGAUAUGUGACAUUUCAAACUGAACAACCGUCAUUGUCCUGAGACCUGGAAUAAUUUUUCCAUAGUGCCAUGACAGUGCUGGAUGCACCAUCCAGGAUCAAACAUUCUCCCAUCCAAGAAGACUAGCAGUGAAAAGGAAGCUGGUCUUCUCCCCUCUCUUUCUUCCUUCGGUUAUACAAAUGUAACCCAAAGUCCUUGAGGCAGCACAGUGGUCACCUGUCUCCUUGUAAGUCUUACAAGCAUCCUAUUUUAAUGGAUCACUUCUCAUCUAUCAUCCCUCAGGCUCUGGCUCAAUUUUUUCUGUGCUGAGGCAUAAGGAACCUGAGCUAUUUGGAACCCCUGGAAAGGCACCUAGUGGUGUCCAAUCUGAUACCAUCUGCCUGGGAGCGUACAAACCAGACAGCCUUCACUCUCCUUCAGGCCAGUAGCAUCAUGCACCCUUGGGUAGCCAUCCUGGGCCUCCUACUCCUUCUGACAGAUGGUGUAACCUCUUACCAUCAAGUGACUGGAGUAGCGGGUCAGUCUGUCAGGCUACCCUGCUCAUAUACUGGAGAAAUCACAACCGCAUGCUGGGGCCGAGGGGAAUGUUCUUUGCUGGGCUGCGGAAGUAACAUUAUCUGGACUGAUGGAUACAAAGUCAGUUUUCAGAAGGACAGACGUUAUCAACUAAAAGGAAAUAUUGGUGAAAGGGAUUUGUCUUUGACCAUAGAGAAUACUGUCCUGUCUGACAGCGGCUCGUAUUGCUGCCGUAUUGAGAAAAGAGGGUGGUUCAAUGAUAUAAAAAUCAUUCAAGAGUUGAGUAUAAGGCCAGCUCCAACUACAACUACAACAACCACAACAACCACUACUCCAACAACUACCACCACUACCACUACUCAAAGAACAGGAACCACCAUUACUCACAGAAAAAUGACCAUGACUACUACACCUCGAAGAGAAACAACCAAGGCUAUUAUUCCAACAACGACCGAAACUAAUCAAACAAAAACUACUAUUCCAACAGCCACCAUGACCAGUACUCCAAUGACAACCACCACUAUUCCAAAAACGACUACCACUACGACUCCAGUAACAACUACCACCACUACUUCAACAAUCAUGACAACGACCCCUGUUCCAAUGACAGCGAAGGCUCCUACCUCUGCUCUUCCAAUGGCAACACCCACAGAGGACUUCCAGCCAGUACCUUGUUUAUCUUCCCCAACGCAGGCUGCAGAAACCAAGCCUACCACCCCAUAUGAAACAAAUAAAACUUGCUCACCAUCGUACUCUUGCUCAACAGAUGGGAAUGACAUUGUGACAGAGUCUCCAGAUCCCCUUUGGCGUUGCUAUCAAGUUGGGCUGGUAAAAGGUCCUUGGAUGAGCACCAACCAGGGAGUCUCCAUUGGAAUCUCUUUUGCUCUCUUGGUAGUAUUGCUCGUGUUUGUGGUAUUCUGGAUUAAAAAAAAAUAUCUUUGCCUGGGUAACAAGGUGGAGCUACUACGUGUGAUUCCCUUGAAGGAGUCUCAUGUUGGAGCUUUGAAACAUGCAGCUCUGAAGCCUAUCCAAGCAGAAGAUAAUGCCUACACUAUUGAUGACUCUCACUAAGUCGAGGGCCCAGAUUCCAAGGCAUUAUGUAGAAGACAGUGCCCAGAUAUCACCAUGUCAGAAUCCCUCAAGUAGCAGGAGAAUUUUUCCAUCAGUUUCUGAUGACAUUCCACGGAGUCAAGAACAUUGGGUAGAGUGAGUCUAGAUCAUCUGUGCACAAUCAACCUCUGUCACACAGUCCUAAUUUUUUAUACUAAAACUGAGUCAAUCUUUCUGGUCAUUGCAGAAAUCUCUCCAAAACAUGAAAGGUACACUUUAGAAUUGUACAUUCUCUUUAGAUCCUAUGAAUCCUGUUAUCCAUCAAGAAUUCUCAUUGGGGAGACAGAAAACACACUUCGACCUUGGUUAAUAAAGCUGUGGAGAGGAGCUGACCACAACUUAAAAUCAGCAAAUUUAAUUU
Cervus elaphus (red deer) is the source of this 2005-nucleotide messenger RNA. RefSeq names its product hepatitis A virus cellular receptor 1-like. The transcript is spliced from 8 exons. Gene Ontology annotation, cellular component: cell surface. Gene Ontology annotation, biological process: positive regulation of mast cell activation; phagocytosis, engulfment. The coding region runs from base 451 to 1605 and encodes 384 amino acids. Gene Ontology annotation, molecular function: phosphatidylserine binding; virus receptor activity. The record is from RefSeq and is a predicted model, not a curated record. NCBI's taxonomy places the organism in Eukaryota, Metazoa, Chordata, Mammalia, Artiodactyla, Cervidae.